Messenger RNA from Liolophura sinensis, 792 nucleotides. RefSeq lists its product as uncharacterized. Gene Ontology annotation, cellular component: membrane. Bases 10 to 792 code for a protein of 260 amino acids. The record is from RefSeq and is a predicted model, not a curated record. The transcript has 5 exons. NCBI's taxonomy places the organism in Eukaryota, Metazoa, Mollusca, Polyplacophora, Chitonida, Chitonidae.
ACAAAAAGUAUGUCAUUUUCAAUCAUGGGCAGUAGUUUUUCUAAGGCAGCUGCACUGGACUUUGGCAUACAGUGGGGGUGUUGGGUUGUGGCCGCUGCCCUCAAGACAGAGAAGUUCUAUGACUUGGCAGGUUCCAGUACAUUUUUCCUCCUGGCUUACCAGACAUUACAAUGGAGUAGAACGCAGCACCUGAGACAGAAGGUGCAGUCUGGAAUGGUGAUGACAUGGGCUGUCAGACUGGGCUUGUAUCUAUUCUCCCGAAUCCUCAAGGAUGGGUCAGAUAGCCGGUUCAACUAUGUGAGAGACCAGUCAGCCAAAUUCCUGUUGUACUGGACGAUACAAGGUGUUUGGGUGUACAUAACUCUCUUGCCCACCCUUAUCCUUAACGCUGAGAGAUCUGACCGUCCCCUGGGUAAACGCGACUAUCUGGGCUGGGCAAUCUGGACCCUGGGCUUCCUGAUAGAAACUGUAGCAGACUACCAGAAGUCCUGUUUUAAGGCCGACCCAGCAAAUAAGGGACAGUUCAUACAGAGUGGGCUGUGGAGCAUAAGCCGCCAUCCCAACUACUUUGGAGAGAUCCUCGUCUGGACUGGCUUAUACCUCAGCGCAUCCUCCGUGAUGAGCGGGCUACAGUAUGCAAGUGUUAUCUCCCCUUUGUUUGUGACCUUUCUCCUGACAAAGGUCAGCGGUAUUCCCUUACUGGAGAGAGCUGCUGAGAAACGCUGGGGACAUCAGCCUAUAUACCAGGACUAUGUGAGAAAGACAGCAGUGCUGGUGCCCUACAUCUGGUGA